Messenger RNA from Cuscuta epithymum, 5341 nucleotides. The record is from the annotation of a GenBank genome assembly. Lineage: Eukaryota; Viridiplantae; Streptophyta; Magnoliopsida; Solanales; Convolvulaceae.
UCACCCCAAUCUCUUUCCUCUUUCCCUAUUGUCUCUAGCUAGUCUCUACGCUCAAACUUCCCCUCUCUCCCUCUGGUCUUCUUCCUCCCAGGCUCUUACCUCUUGGCUUUCUUUUCUUCUUCGUGUUUUAAUUAAUUCAUUAAAUGGAAUGGAAUUGAAGGGUAUAUACCCAUAGGAAGCAAACAUUUCAAUAGUGGGCCAUGCAUCUCCAUCGUCAAUUUCAAAGAUGGAAGGUGGUAUAUAUUCGGUUGAUUUGGGUAACCUCCAACGCAAUCGAAGGAACGAGAUUGGGAGGAAGAAAUCCCGCAAAGGUAAAGAACUUGCCGGUUCUUCAUCUCAAAGCCGAGAUGAUUUUGAAACGGGUUACCAAAGGCGAGAUGGAGAUGCGAUGUCCGAAAAACAAAUCCAACAAGAAUUGGCCCGACAUAAUAACCGCUUUCUACAACAACAACAAAUGCCGACGACCAUUGACGAAGAGGAGCUUGAGGAUGAAGAUGCGGAGGAAUUGGAACCGGAGACGGCCGAGGAGGAGGGUGCCGGCAGCCACGACGCCGACGAGCCUGCCUCAUCCCAAACCGUCACCGGUAAUAAAAAAAAGUAAGUCUGAACUAAUGAAAAAUAAUUUUGAUAAAUGGAAGGACCCAUAAACCGGCUAUUGGCACGCAACUUGCAAGUGGUGCAACAACAAUUAUAGUUUGGGAACCUCCGGCGGAUACGGAUCCGCCGCAAGGCAUCUUAAGGCAAAGCACCCCGUGGAGUAUGCAAAAUUAGGCGGCGGAACGGGGAAGCAAACUCAAAUAUCGAGGUUUGCGAAUUCUCAACCUUUUGGUAAUUUCUCCUACAAUGAUGCACAAAAUUUGACUGGUAUAGCUAACUUAAUUUGUGAAGAAAAUUUGCCUUAUUUGUUUUCUGAAAGUCUUGCUUUAAGAGAUUAUGCACAAGGUAGUUUAAAUCCUCAAUUUAGAAAUUAUAGUCGCAAAACUGUUAAGAAAGAAAUAAUAAGGCUUUAUAAUGCGGAAAAGGCAAGGUUACAAAUUUUUUUUGCAAACUUUGAUGGGCGUGUUACUAUUUGUUCUGACAUAUGGGAGGAUGAUUUUCAUCAUUUAUAUUAUUAGGGUCUGACUGCACAUUAUAUUGAUGAGGAUUGGAAUAUGCAUAAAUGUGUUCUUGCUUUUCAUGAAUUUAAUGAUCGUCACACCGCUGAACAUAUUUAUAUUUUGAUUGAGCGUAUUUUAAUUGAGUAUAAUUUGAUUGAUAAGGUGUUUGCUAUUGGUUUCGAUAUGCUACUAAUAAUAUUGCUGCUAUACCUAGAUUGCGUGAGUUGUGUGGUGCCAAUACUUUGAUGGGUAGAUUUUUUCAUCAACGGUGUGCAUGUCAUGUGAUAAAUUUAUGUGUGCAAGACGGUUUAAAAGCGUUAGGAGAUUCCAUGGAGGUAAUCAAGGGGGGGAUUAGACGUAUUUGGGGUAAUGGUCAACUUACCCAUGAUCGGGUAUGUGACAAAUCUUUAUGAAAAUUUGCUCCCAUGAUCAUUUGUCUUCGGAUUUGAUUUGGACAGUCGAAUCAAGCAAUUACCCGAUCGGGUAUAGGCAAUACCCGACCGGGUACAUGAGUAUUUUUUCCAAAUCGAAAUCUUUCUUGUCUCCUUGCACUUUCCUUGAUUUUUUAAGGUCCAAUCUUGAUCCCUUAGAUGAUCUUUGACCUGUUUAGCUCAGAAAAAUCCUAAUCUAACUAAAUUACAAAUAAAAAUGAAAAUAAAGUAUUACACCAAAAGUGUGUAAUUUUCACAACUAGAACUAAUAAAAACUAGUUAAAAAUACAAACAUACAAUCGGAAAUUACAUGAAUAGCACGAUCCUUUACAAGAGGAAUAAGGGCUGCUCACUACAAGAAAAAUCGUUUAUAGAGGCAACACUUUGAAACAAUUUGCCUCUAAAAGUCCAUUUUAGCGUCAUAUAAAUCUUGUUGCCUCUAAUCUUAUAAGCCGUCAAUACAUUUGAAGCAACCAAAAUUUUCUUGCCUCUAAAAGGUACUAUUUGGAGCAAUCUUUUCAGGGUUGCCUCUAAAAGCUUGUUGCAAAAGCAUAGUCGCCCCUAAAAGUAUUAUUUGGAGCAACCUUGUUAGGGUCGCCACUAAAACAUCUGCUUCAAAACAUAUACCGGGUAUCAUUUACACAGACAAGAGUUUGUAGCAACUAUUUUCUUAGUCUUUUAAUAUAAGAUGCAAUUAAUUAGAUGAAUUUCAUUUUUUUGCUUCUAAAGUAUUCUAAAUUUUAAAAUCUGACUAUAUUGCAAUCUUAUGACCGUUUGGUAACAUUAAAAAAUUAGUUGAAACUGAUAAGUUAUGAAAAAUUAUAUUUCAAAAUUUUUUACUAAAAAAAGGACUCUUUGCAACAAAAUAUUUAUGUACGGCUUCUUUUUCUAGUCACAAAUAUAGUAAAAUUAAAUAUCUUUUGGGACCAUUUUUAUAUGUUUUCAUUAUUGCAUCAACACCCGAUCCCUAAAAUAAAAUCUGCUAGUCCGCUCAUUGGCGGGUGGCGCCAAUUCAAAAAAUUAACCUGGCGCUUUGAUUUUUAAUGUUUUUUUUGUUUUCUUUCAUCAAUAGUUAGAAAGGGGUCCGGGCCUCCAGGGAAUGGAGAACCCGAAAGGCCGAAACCCUCCCUCUUUUCCUUGAAACUAUUAAAACAGGCCUCCGCCUCCGACCGCCCAAACUUCAGCGCUGAAUCACAAUCCUUUGCCCCGUGCGCCGCCGUAGGAGCACUGGUGGUGCGGCUCAGAGGCAAAACCUUCACCAUCACCCUCAAUAUUAACCAGGGUGAAGCCGCUUCUCAACCAGGGAGCAAUUUUCGUGGUCUGUAGAUAUAUCGAAGCACGCCAGAUUAGCUGAAUCGACGCGAUCACGAUCUAACAUGACGGCAGAAAGCCUCAAACCGCUUCCAGAAUCUUCAUCACCGAUUCGCCGGCUACAAUCCCAUAAUUGUUCCAUUGCGCGGGAUGAUAACAAAUCCGACCACGGUGCUGAGGCUCUGUGACCAGAGUCCGCUCGUCCGUCACUGUCGGGCUGACUGCUCCAUCGGUCACUGCCCCAGCUCUUGUAUUCUUAAGGUAACCACAUAACAAGAAGUUUCCCAAUUUUGUUGCCACCUUCGUUUUUUUUAUCUUUGGUUAUACUCGUGUUUUAUUAAUUGUUUAUGAUGUAAUCAUAUUUGAUUAUAUGAGCUUGUGAUUUCUGAUUAUUCGUUUUACUACAUCAAGUAUGAAGAGCAAAACAGAUUUCAGAUUAUCUAAUAAUACUUGAGUUGCAUUCUGGAACUGACAUUCCCCAUUCACUAAUCAGAAUCAAAAUAGAUUUUAGAUUAGCUAUGACUACUCCUACAUUAUCUCCUUGACAUGAAGAAGCAACUGCAGAAUCUGGAUUCGAUCUCAGUCCCAGACUCCCAGUAACCAAAGGUUCUUCUCAAAUGAAUAAGGACUGAAAUCUCAAAUCUUGAUUCGGCCCCAUCUUCACUUUUUCCCUGGCUUAUAUCCUCAACUUAUCAGUAUGUUGAAGAUCAAGGAAUUACAACAACUUUCAUGACUUUUUUUUGGCAUGGAGCUGAGCUGAAGUGAGUUCCUUAUCACUCUUAAAUAUUCAGUUCAAUGAUAUAUUCUGUAGUAUAAAAAAAGAUAUGCAUCCUAUCAGUCUUAAUAUUAUACAACUAUUGAUCUUUUUAUUAGGAUAUAUAUUCACUUAUACUGAAUGAAACAUGAAAUAUUAGUUAUAAUAAAGUGUUUUAAUUCCUGAGCAUAUGUAUACUUAAGCAAUACGUCUUUACUCUUCAGCAAUCAGCAUCAACAUAUUCACUUCCAUCAUUUUUUAGAGUUAUUGCAGGUUCACAUAGUCCGUGCAUAAUAAGGAGCAAUGUUUUAUAUGAUAAUCCAUUUCUUCUUGCACCAUAUGAUUUAUCUCAGGUCACCUGAAUUGCUAAGAACUAUUGUAAUAUAAUAACUUUAAUAUAUAUUUAUCUCCUACAGAGAAGACAAUUCUGACGUGUGUUAAGUAUUCAUUUUAAUAUUAUUGAGUGUAGAUUAAGAUUUACUCAUUUACUAUUUUUUGUUUUUUUUAAUUUAAAUUAUAGUCAUGAACGAGGAGAUACUUCUUUUUCAUCCUUUUAUAGAUGGCUAACGGGUACUUAUAAGUUAUAACUUUAUAAGUACACUAUUUUUAUAUAACUCAAGUAAACCUCUGCUACACUUGCUUGACUUCAUGUACUUAUUAGUAAAACUAUACUAUACUUUUGCAUUUUUACUCAGUAUUACCUAUUUUAUGUUUACUUUUUUUGAAAUUUAUAUUGAACAUUUGGUUUAGAUAAAUAGUAAACUGUCAGAUCCUUUUAUCACCUAGUUUAACAAUUGAUAUAUGGUUAGUUACAUAUUUUGUUGCAGAUUCGGACUAAGAACAAGAAAUAACUCUUACAGCAGAUUAUGACCAAAUCAAACUGUGGAUGAGAGAAAUCGUAGAGCUUCUCUUGUUCCAUGUGUCAAAACAUUGGAAAGCAUACUAGUGUUUGUUAUUUAUUGCUUAUGAUGCUUGGUGUUCUAAGGGCCUGUUUUCUCUCCUUUCUCCUUAGAUUUCUUCUCUUAAUGUCUUACUAUUUUACCUCGCCGUGCUCUCCACUUCUACUGUUUUUGUUUAGUUUGUGUUUAUGGCUAUAUAUUUAGAGCAGUAUGCCUAGCUUUAUAUGUUUAUAUAUAGCAUAUAUGACCAUUUGUGUUUGAAUAUGUUUAUGCCCAGUUUUAUUUCUAUAUGUGAUUGUGUUUUAUUUAUAUAUGUGAUUGUGUCUAUGUAUGUCUUUAUGGUGGAGCCGUAUCUUUUAGGAAUAGCAGUAUUCCUAUAUUAGUCUGGCUAAUAAAUUUCUGUAAUCAUGUUUAAGAAUGAUUUUAACAAUCUGUUCACAACCCUGCUUAAUCAUGGAGGCAUAUCUUUAAGGAAUAGCAGUAGUCCUAUAUUAUUAUUUACAAAAUGUUAAUUUACUAUUUUUAUUAUGUCAGGUGGAGGAAGGUGAUGAAAUGCCUACGGAUGAAGAUCAAUGUCUUAUUUGAAGUGAAUUUUCUUUAGCCUUUAGUUUUAUUUAGGUUAAUUAAUCCAAUAGGUACUAAAUUUGUUCUAGCUCUGUAUUAUUGAACUUUAUUAAUUAGCUGUAAAUUACUUUAAGUUAUUUAUGUAAUCAUUGGAUGAGUAAACCUUGUUAAUUGUUAUGGAUUUAAGUUACAUAAUAAUACCAGCUACGAGUUUAAAUGUAAUGUUUAUGGCUAGAUGUCUACUACAUUUUAAGUAUAUAUUUUAUUUGACAGUAUGAUUUAAAU